Messenger RNA from Paramuricea clavata, 3140 nucleotides. Lineage: Eukaryota; Metazoa; Cnidaria; Anthozoa; Malacalcyonacea; Plexauridae. The record is from the annotation of a GenBank genome assembly.
CUUGAGCCCCCAAGUCUUUUCCAAAAUGGCGAGCAAAGAGCGAAGUUCCAGGGCAAUGCCAGCAAGACAAAGGAUCGAGUCUGUUAGUUUAGAAGGUUUGGUAAGUAAAACUAAACAAAGUAUAUGAAGUACAAGUAUUCAUUGGAAACAUAAGUAUGUUUUAAUAAUCGAUUGUGCAGGUGGAAUGGUGAAUAUAAAGUUAAAAUAAUUUUCUUUUAAUACACGUGAUAAUAAUAUAUUAAAAUGUGACUGUACACUGUUCUAUUUAUUCUGCUGUUAUGUGUAGUCAAAUAAUAUUAUAAUAUUAGUAAUUCUGUGUGUAUCCGUCCAGUUGAUUAUGAUCGUUUUGUAAGGGACCGUCGUCCACCGAGAAAUAGAAUCCACUAUCGUUAAAAAUUUUUGACAAAAACUGAAUAUUAAAAACUGGACAUUUCAAUGGUCCGUGACAGGGUAGUGUGUGUGUGUGUGUGUAUGAAUUUAAUGAUUGGUCUAGGUUGUCCUCAAAAUAAUUCAACAUUGCCAAGAAGAAGGCGCAGAAGGGGAUGUCGUUCAAGGAGUGUUGUUGGGUUUGGUGGAAGGAAAUAAACUUGAAAUUACAAACUGUUUUCCAUUUUCUCAAAACUCUGAAGAGAAUGACGAAGAAGACAGUGAGUUAAAUAAGACUUAUAGUCUAGAUGGAUCAUGCUUCCCCCUGUUCUUCUCAUUUCACCCCUUCCAUCUCAUCACCACCACCACCCAUACAUCAGUACCCCACCUCUAACCCCUCCUUAUCUCCCUCACCUCUUCCACCAGUAUCUUCACCCCACCCUGACCUCACUCCCACUUACCUUACUUCCCCACCUCCUCACUCAUCUUACAUCACCUCUCCCAUCCCUAACCCCUCACCACAUUCCCCUCACCUUAACCCUACCUCACACCCCUCCCCCUUCUAACCUCACCCCACCACCUUCAGCUCACCUUACCCUUUCUGACCUCCCCCCAUCCAUAUCAGCAGCUCCCUUCCACGUUCAUAGAUUGCCUAAUUUCCUUUACCCCCCACCCUCCAAUUGUUGUCCCAUAUUAUAAAAUCCAUCAAUUUCUCUAGUCUAUUAUCAGAUGGAAAUGAUGAGACAUUUAAGGUCUGUUAAUAUCGACCACUUGCAUGUUGGCUGGUAUCAAUCCACAUAUCUUGGUGCCUUUGUCAAUAAAAAUCUGUUGGAAUCCCAGUACAGUUAUCAGAAUUCAAUAUCAGAAUCUGUGGUUCUUGUAUAUGGUGAGUAGUUGGUUGGUAAGCAAUCAUUCAUGGUGAUGAGUCAGAAAUGUUGACACUGAUAAGAAAUACACAACAUGCUUGUCAGAUGUUGGGAUCCUAGGUAGCUGCAAAUGUCUGAAGCUAACUGGUCAGAAGGUCUUAUGCAUGCUUAAGUAAGGUCGAAAAUUUCAAAUGCAUAAACUCCAUUUUUAAAUGCUAGAAAUCCGUUUUCAAAUGCCAAAACUCUGGUUUCAAAUACCAAAACUCCACUUUCAAAUGCCAGAACUCCGUUUUCAAAUGCCAAAACUCCGCUUUCAAAUGCCAGAACUCAGUUUUCAAAUGCCAAAACUCCGUUUUCAAAUGCCAGAACUCCGUUUUCAAAAGCCAAAACCCCGGUUUCAAAUACCAGAGCUUCGUUUUCAAAUGCCAGAACUCCGUUUUCAAAUGCCAGAACUCCGUUUUCAAAUGCCAAAACUCCGUUUUCAAAUGCCAGAACUCAGUUUUCAAAAGCCAGAACUGCGUUUUCAAAAGCCAGAACUGCGUUUUCACAUACCAGUCAAACACUGGUCAGAUGAUUUUACUUAUCAAGGGGAGAGUUCUGGUACUGGGUUAAAAUAAUUAUCUGUAUUGGCAUUGUUGCUAUACAAUAUAACCUUACUGCAUAUUUUCUAUUAUUUUACACCAUAGAUCCUUUAAAGACGUCGCAAGGUAUUUUGUCAUUUCGGGCCCUUCGCCUUUCGCAAAAGAUGAUGGAUUUGUAUGCUGAAAAAGAGUUUACCCCAAGCAGGUAACUAUGUUUCGCUCACAUCCCUUCUCCUUUGCCCUUCCCAUAGUAUUGGUCCACUUAAAUAUUUGACGUAUUUAUUCAAUUAUUUCACAGUCUAAAUAAAAUUGGUAUGAAACACGAUGAGAUGUUCGAGGAAAUACCACUGGUGAUAAAGAAUUCAAACUUAGUGAACACACUCUUGUGUAAAUUGGAUGAAACUUUAACAGAACCACAACACAAUGAUUUCUUGUCUUUAGCAAGAGGGUGAGUGGACAUAGCUCUAGCUCUUAACGGUUCUCCCACUACACAGCCAGCAAUCUCACAGGUCUGUCGCAAGUUGUUGACAACAGCAUUGCUCCAUCUCUGUUUCAACAACUUGCGACAGGCCUAUUGAAAACAGCAUUGCUGCAGCUCUGUCACAACAGUUUGUAACGACCUGUUGAUAAGCCGGGGACAAACAGGUACAAGGCGAGCGAACGCAUCCAGAUAUCGGCUUGUUGACAACAGGUUGUAACAGAUCUGCUGCAGAUCUAUUCCGACUUGCGCAGAAUUGGCUGUGUACGUAGAGGCACAGUAUAAGCGUUGUUCUGAGCAUUGUUUUAUUGCAGGAACUUUAUUGAAAAGAAUGUUCAGUUGUUAAUGGAAACAGUAGAUGAACUCGGCCAAGAUACACAGAAAUUUCACAAUUAUCAACGAAAUUCUGCAAGACAACAGCAACAGAAAGACGCCUAUCUUAUGAAAAGGGUAAGAAAUAUUUCGGUGUUUUCAAAUCACCAUUAAUAAACUACUGGACCAGGUGUAUGAUUGAUAACCACCUACUUUCUACCAUUCUGUUUAGAAAGGAGAAAACCAAGCGCGCAAAGAACGAGGGGAACGACCAUUACCCGAAGAAGACCUAUCGAAGAUAUUUAAGCCGUUACAAGUCCCUUCUCGGCUGGAGAACUUAUUGCUCUCAGGACAGGCGGAAAAUUACUGUAACGAAAUCAACGAGUUCGCCUCACAAAGUUUUGCUAAACUUUUCCUGUCCGAAGCAUUACAGGACGCUCAGUAACCAACGAAUAAAUGUUAUUUAAAACUGGUAAACUUGUUCUUGGGUAGAAUGUGAAUUAAUACAGAUAAAUGUCACGAGUUACUAUAGUACAU